AUGGAAUUCGCCACCGAUUGCUCCACAAUGGGGAUCAUCAUCACAUCCUCAACAAUGGGGUUCGUCGCCAAAUUCUUCACAAUGGACCCUCAAAUGAAUAUUCAACAUGGAUUCCCAAAGGAAACUCGACAUGAAACAACAAGAACUUCACCUGAAAGAGUUUCUGCAGAAGUUUCGAUGCCUAAUCCAACAAAUAUGGCAAGAGGAGUAUCCCCAGAAUUUGGUUUAGCAAAUUAUGCUUCAACCGAACAAAUAUCACGACCACGCAAAGUAGGAGGAUUAUUCAACAUAUGGGGAACCAAACGAGGACCUAAUUUGAAUGAAAGCCAUCAAAGCGAUUCAAACAAUGAAGAUUAG
Molecule: messenger RNA, 357 nt
Organism: Microthlaspi erraticum
Lineage: Eukaryota; Viridiplantae; Streptophyta; Magnoliopsida; Brassicales; Brassicaceae
Source: the annotation of a GenBank genome assembly